Molecule: messenger RNA, 599 nt
Organism: Rubroshorea leprosula
Lineage: Eukaryota; Viridiplantae; Streptophyta; Magnoliopsida; Malvales; Dipterocarpaceae
Source: the annotation of a GenBank genome assembly
CGAUCCGAGGAAUCCCACCCACGGAAUCAGGCCCGAAUCAUUCCCUUCACUACCGCACCAAAAUUCCUCUGAUUGAGAGAAUACCAACAGAAAGGGGAGCAAUCGAUGACUGAAAACUAGAAAAGGCCGGUGGAUUCAAAGGGGCUGUCCGGCUGCUGUGAGAUGGAGGAGAGGAGGUGCAGCUGUUGUGAGGCGAAGGCUAGCAGAUCUGGAGAUUGGAAGUCGGCUAGAGGAAGUGGGAUCUACAUGAAAAGGAUAUGGAAUCGCUGCUGAGGGUGCCAAGAGGAUGGAGACCAGAUGGGGAUGAUGAUGAUGAUGGUGGUGGUGGUGGUGGUGAUGGUGGUGGUGAUGAUGAACGGAGAAUGGUUAUGGUGCCUCCCCUCGUUUUCGCCUUUUCUGUGCGGCUCCCCACUUUUUAAAGAGAAAGGAAAACUGGGUUUUUUUAUUGUUGGGUUUGGGUUUUAAUGGGUUGAUUUGUGAAAGUGGGUUAAGCCUUGAAUUCAAUGGCUAGUGGGCUUAAUAUUUGGGUUUGGGUCGGAUUUAUUGGUUCUUCUUGGUGGCUUUCACCCAAUGAUGUCAAUCCCGUACCGUACUGACCA